Molecule: messenger RNA, 5643 nt
Organism: Pteropus alecto (black flying fox)
Lineage: Eukaryota; Metazoa; Chordata; Mammalia; Chiroptera; Pteropodidae
Gene: PLEKHM1
Product: pleckstrin homology and RUN domain containing M1
Exons: 13
Coding region: 352-3540 (1062 amino acids)
Source: RefSeq, a predicted model, not a curated record
UCAGGCGCCGUCGGCGCGGCUUCCUGUUGUCAGUAGCCGGGAGGCCGAAGUCGGAGGUUUUGGGGUGUCACGGACGGGAGUACCCCCGCCCUGCUCCCCUCUCUCUUUGCUGAAAACUAUGUCUUAUCAAUUGGUACAGCAGCUGGAUGGCUUAGACACCAGGCUGUUGUUCUGAACAGCCAGGUACAGGAUUGGAUGUAGGCCAUAGAGAGGAGCCUGUGGGGAAUGGCUGAGAAGUCUCUGAGGAGAAGAGGUUGCUGUUUACUGAUGGCUGGAGUGUUUCAAAAGUGUUGAAGCCAGGUCAUCCAUUUCUUCUUUUAAUGUGUCAUGUGAUUCCACUGCUGCACGGAAAUGCUCUCUGUGGUGGAGAAUGGACUAGACCCCCGGGCUGCCAUCCCGGUCAUCAAGAAGAAGCUAGUGGGAUCUGUGAAGGCGCUGCAGAAGCAGUAUGUGUCCUUGGACACGGCGGUCACCAGUGAAGACGGAGAUGCCAACACCAUGUGCAGUGCCCUGGAGGCCGUGUUUAUCCAUGGCCUGCACGCCAAGCACAUCCGAGCCGAGGCCGGAGGGAAGAGGAAGAAGAGUGCCCACCAGAAGCCUCUGCCUCAGCCUGUCUUCUGGCCCCUCCUGAAAGCUGUCACCCACAAACACAUCAUCUCAGAAUUGGAACACCUGAUCUUUGUCAGCACGGACGUGGGCCGCUGCCGGGCCUGGCUGCGGCUGGCCCUCAACGAUGGCCUGAUGGAGUGCUACCUGAAGCUGCUCCUCCAGGAGCAGGCCCGACUGUGCGAGUACUAUCAGCCCACCGCCCUGCUUCGAGACCCCGAGGAGGGCGAGUUCCUCCUCAGCUUCCUGCAAGGGCUCACGUCCCUAUCCUUCGAACUCUCCUAUAAGUCCGCCAUCUUAAACGAGUGGACGCUUACCCCACUGGCCCUCUCUGGGCUUUGCCCGCUCUCUGAGCUCGACCCCCUCACUACCUCUGGGACAGAACUACAGCGUAAGGAGUCUCUGGACUCCAUUUCCCAUUCCUCAGGCUCGGAGGACAUCGAAGUUCAGCACUCGGGCCAUAAGAUCCGACGGAACAGGCAGCUCACCGCCUCCACCCUCAGCCUGGACACGGCCAGUUCGUCCCAGCUGUCCUGCAGCCUAAACUCUGAUAGCUGCCUGCUCCAGGAGAAUGGCUCCAAGAGUCCCGACCAUUCUGAGGAGCCAAUGUCCUACGAUUCAGACCUGGGGAUAGCAAAUGCCGAUGAUUCAGACCCAUCUCUGCAGGAGGUGUUGUCGGAAUUCAGCAAAGCCCAGGUAGACACUGUGCCAACCAACAGACUGAGCCGAGAAACGGAGAUCCCCACACCGCAGGCCUCACUCUCCUUCCACGGCCUCUGCCUCGACACCAGCACACACCUGCACUUUGUUGUGCCUGCAGAUCCCCUCCCCGCCCAAGCAUCCUUCGGGACUCAAGAUGGUGGCCAGGAGCAGGAGCCGCUUUCCCAGGUAGCUGGCACACUGGGCUUGCAGCAUCUGGGCUCUGCCCAAGCUGUCCCUUCAGGGAACACUUCAGACCAGCACCCUUCUAGUCCUGUGAGAGAGACGACCAGAGCAGUCGGCCAGCAGAAGCCUUCGGUGGAUGACAGAGCUGUACUGAGCCUCGUGGUUUCUUCACCCACCAGUCUGAAAAGCAAGAGUUGGAUCUCAGAAGAUGACUUCUACCGCCCACCCCAGGAACAACCCUCAGAGAGUCCUGCACAUCGCUCCGUGGCCCCUUCCACAGCAACUCCGGAGUCGAGGCCUGGUCUUCUCAGGCACUUUUCUCAAGGACCGAGGAAAAGCUCCUCCAUGGGAGCCUUAGACAAAGCUUGUGUGCCUUCUCCAGAAAGCAGGAAAAGCAAGGCGCCUGCGGCACUGGAGCAUAAGAACUUCAGGGUGGUGCACCGCAGGCAGAUGGGGCUGUCCAACCCGUUCCGGGGUCUCAUGAAGCUGGGCACGGUGGAGCGACGGGGGGCGAUGGGCAUCUGGAAGGAACUCUUCUGCGAGCUGUCCCCACUGGAGUUCCGCCUCUACCUGAGUGGCGAGGAGCGCACCUGUGUCGAGAACUGCUCCCUGCUGCGCUGCGAGUCUGUGGGGCCAGCCCACAGCGACGGACGCUUCGAGCUGGUCUUUUCCGGCAAGAAGCUGACCCUGCGUGCCUCCUCCCAGGAUGAGGCCGAGGACUGGCUGGACCGGCUGCGGGAGGCCCUGCAGAAGUGCCGGCCCCAGCAAGAUGACGAGUGGGUGAACAUCCAGUACCCAGAGCAGCCCGGUGACCCCCCAGAGGCUCCCCAGGGUGGCCUCCCCUCCCACUCGGACCUGCUUACAGAGCCCGAAACCCUCCAGGGCACACAGUUCGAUUGGUCCUCUACCCAAAUUCCAGAGCCAGACGCUAUUAAAGAAUCCCUCCUAUACCUGUACUCGGACAGGACCUGGACGCCCUACAUUUUUUCCCUGUCCUUGGAAACUCUGAAAUGCUUCCGGGUGAGAAACAAUGAGAAGAUGUUAAGUGACAGCCAUGGAGUUGAGACCAUCCGAGAUAUCCUGCCAGACACGAGCCUCGGGGGCCCGUCCUUCUUCAAAAUCAUCACGGCCAAGGCCAUCCUGAAGCUGCAGGCCAGCAAUGCCGAGGAGGCCGCACUGUGGAGGGAUCUGGUGCGCAAGGUCCUGGCAUCUUACUUGGAGACUGCCGAGGAGGCAGUGACACUGGGAGGGAGUCUGGAUGAAAACUGUCAGGAGGUCCUGAAGUUCGCCACGGGAGAGAACGGCUUCCUGCUGCAGUACCUGGUGGCCAUCCCCACCGAGAAGGGCCUCGACUCCCAGGGCUGCUUCUGCGCAGGCUGCUCCCGGCAAAUUGGCUUCUCAUUUGUACGACCCAAGCUCUGUGCCUUCUCUGGCCUCUAUUACUGUGACAUCUGCCAUCAAGAUGAUGCCUCAGUGAUUCCAGCCAGGAUCAUCCACAACUGGGACCUCACCAAGCGCCCGAUCUGCCGGCAGGCCCUGAAGUUCUUGACGCAGAUACAGACCCAGCCCCUCAUCAACCUGCAGCUGGUGAAUGCAUCUCUGUACCAGCAUGAGGAGAGGAUGCACCUCAUUGGGCGAAGCCGAGAGCAGCUGAAGCUUCUCGGGGAUUACCUGGGCCUGUGCCGAAGUGGAGCCCUCAAAGAGCUAAGCAAGAGGCUCAACUACAGGAAUUAUCUCUUGGAGUCUCCCCACAAGUACAGUGUCGCCGACCUCCAGCAGAUUGCAGAGGGGGUGUAUGAAGGAUUCCUCAAGGCCCUCAUCGAAUUUGCCUCCCAUCACGUGUACCACUGCGACCUGUGCACCCAGCGUGGCUUCAUCUGCCAGAUCUGCCACCACCAUGACAUCAUCUUCCCCUUUGAGUUUGACACCACAGUCAGGUGCAGUGAAUGCAAGACCGUCUUCCACCAGAGCUGCCAGGCCGUGGUGAAGAAGGGUUGCCCCCGCUGUGCCCGCCGGCGCAAGUACCGAGAACAGAACACUGUCGCCUAACCCAGUCUCCUGUCCCCACCUGGAAGGCCUCAGGGUGAGGGUUCAGCUCAGCCAUACCAGCUGGGUUUGCCCUCAGCCAGGCUACUCUCUCAAGGUGUCACAGCUGUCUCCCUUGUCAGGAAGACUCUCAGAUGUGACCAGAGCAUGAGCCUACCAGAGGGAGCCCUUGAUGAUGUCCCCUGCACUUUCACAUCUGCUCCAGGAAGUGGGAACACCAGCAGACGCCCCCUGUCUGGGGUGUGGGGGUCUUUGCUCUAAUCAGGCCCUGGCUCACUGUGCUGAUGUGGCACCUCCCGCAGGGCUGUUCCCACGCUGUGGAAACAAGACUUUGCAAUUCCACGUUCCUGAUUAAAAGGUCUAGUUUUUUAAGGUGGGGUUUUUUUCCCUUCAUAUUUCAACAGAAAUUAUUUUUUUAUUCUUAAUCCUACACUAGUCACCCAAGUAAUCCAGGCAUUCUCACCCUGAGCAGAUGCGCAGCAACUGCUCAGGCCUGGUCCGCAGGCGGGUGGGCAGCUGGGCGGGCAGGCCACCCCUGAGACAGAGCCCGUCAGCGGGACCAGGUGCCUUUCCUUCACUUGCCAGGCGCUCGCUGCCAACAGCUCGAGCGCAACGUGCCAAACUGCCCAUGAGGCCAGGUGGGGUCAGUCCCGAUGACCACCUGCUUCCUCCCCGUCUCUACUCUCUGCCCUCAUCCUCCCCACCUGAAAAGCCCAUCACCUUUCUUCAUGUCAGAGCCCCCUGGCUCUUCUGUAGCCUGAAUCUUGGUCCCUGCAGGAGAAGGGGGAUGAUUCGGAACCAGCACUGUCAGCACUUUGCACCUUCCUUAGUCCAGGGAAGGGCUGUCACCUUGCCCACUGCCCUGCCCCAUGCCCUCCUCAGCUCUUACCACACACAAGCAGCCAGAUGGACAGGGUGCUGCUGCAGAUGCUCUCAGGGGACCCACCUCCACCUGACGGACCCCUGCUGGGACAGAGGAAGGCUGGACACACAGAAAGGGCAGCAAGUGCCAGCCCUGCCGCUGAGAUGUGCAGGGACCUGUGGGAGAAGCACCUUGUGGAACGAUGCUUUAUCUCAGUUUACAAAGCCAUGAAUUCACACAGCUUUGCUGGACUGGCCCAGGAGGGGCACUGCCAAUGACUAGAAAAUUUCUUUGGAGCACCAUUGCCUUUUGAGAGGGUCUUGGGAUGGGGUGGGAUUCUGGAAUUGUUUUUAAUGUGAUAUUUAGACCCCUGGGGUGUGGGGGAAUUCUAGGCAUGAUUUCUCUGCUGCCUUCCCCUACCUCUCCUGGACCCAGCAGCCCUGGGAUCCUCUGGCCAUCCUCUCUGCGCUCAGCUUGGAUUGGGGCCCUCAAGUGGAGAUCCACCUGUCACUGUCAAGAGAUGAACCUACUCCCACCUCUCCCUUGAGGUGAUUCGUCUGCUGAGUCACCUGCCCAGCCCUGUGGAGCUGGAUAAAUUGUGCAAUAGAACAGAGGAGGUACUAGGUAGGUGGGGGAGAGGGCUGUCACACAGCUUCUCUGUCCCCUCAAGGAAGAUGGUGCACACCUGUGCCUGGUACACCAAAGCCUCCGGAACCGGAAAGUGGAUCCUUAUCCCCAUCCCACGCCCUCACAGCAGCAUUAAUGCUCCAGCACAAACAGCCUGAUCAGAGCCGGAAUCGCCCAGAGCCCUGAGUGGGCAGGAGCUCAGCCUGGGGUGGGCAGUGCCACUUGAAUCUGGCCUUGUUUCCUUGGGCCUGUGAGUACAUUCUAUGUUCCAGAAGAUCUGCCCUAGGAGGUGGCAGGAGUGUGGCCCUGGAAGAGCUCGCUUCAGUCCCCCCUACUCCUACCCUCCUGGUGAUUAGUAGCAUUAGAGCUGACCCUCUCCUCUUUACCAAAAGCUGCUGAUGCUUUCAAAUGAAGUGACUUUUACCCCCCACCCCCACUACCAACGGAAAGCUGAUGUGAACCUCAGAAGUGGCCACACUAUUUUUAAAAUGUUGAGUUAUGCAAUAAACUGCAAUGAGGGGCCUUGGCCCCAAGGAGUGCUUUGCAAUGUAUUGAAGAAACUGCUGCCAUGUGAUUUUUGAAUGAUUUUGCAGUAAAGAUCUGAUCUUUCUAAUCUC